GACAAGCUCAACUCACAAUUUUAAAUCUUUAUAGUUUAGGGCAAAAUCGAAUUGAAAGAUGAAAUGUGAUGUUUUUGAAUAAAUUUAGCCAAAUAAGAAUCAUUUGCUCAAGGUUGCUUCUUUGCACUUGAAGCUGCUGAACUCGAACUACGCUCAAGGGGAAUUUAGAGUCGGACUGUUUAAAAUCUGGGGAUUAGGUUGUGGUCACUUAUGGACGGGGAGGAGUUAACCGAGCAGGAGACUGCAUUGUACGACCGCCAAAUUAGGGUUUGGGGUGCUGAUGCUCAACGAAGAUUGAGCAAAUCUCACAUAUUAGUCUAUGGGAUGAAAGGGACAGUUGCCGAGUUUUGCAAGAACAUUGUAUUAGCGGGGGUUGGUAGUUUGACAUUGAUGGAUGACCGGGCUGUGACUGAAGAUGCACUAUCUUCGAACUUUUUGAUACUGCCUGAUGAGAAUUUAUGUGCUGAGAAAACACUUGCUGAGCUUUGUUGCAAUUCUCUGAAAGAAUUCAACCCAAUGGUUCGUGUUUCAGUUGAGAAAGGUGAUCUGUCAAGCUUUGGUGGAGACUUCUUCGACAAGUUUGAUGUCGUCAUUGUCAGUUGUUGCACCCUCGCGACCAAAAAAUUGAUCAAUGAGAAGUGCCGGAAGUUAUCAAAGCGUGUAGCAUUUUAUGCAGUUGACUGUAGAGAUUCUUGUGGUGAGAUAUUUGUUGAUUUGCAGAAGUAUAUAUAUACAAAGAAAAAGCUUGAUGAGAACAAUCAACCCACAACUGUUGAAUGUGAAUUGCAAUACCCAAGUUUUCAGGAAUCAAUUUCAGUACCUUGGAGAACACUUCCCAGGAGAGUGUCAAAGCUUUACUUUGCCAUGAGAGUCAUAGAAAGGUUUGAAGAGUCUGAGGGACGAAAUCCUGGAGAAAUUUCUAUUGAAGACCUUCCUGCUGUUCUCAAGCUGAAAAAGGAAAUUUGUGAGGCACAGUCGCUGAAUGAAUCUCAUAUUCCUAAUGCCCUCCUGGAAAGAUUGGUGAUGGGUAGAAGAGAAUUCCCUCCAGUUUGUGCCAUCGUUGGAGGGAUUCUUGGACAGGAGGUCAUCAAAGCAAUAUCAGGCAAAGGUGAUCCGCUCAAGAAUUUUUUCUUCUUUGAUGCUAUGGAUGGGAAAGGGGUGAUAGAGGACAUAUCUUCUCCUAACCUGUGAAAUUGAGCAUCUUGUUUGUAAAUUUGGUUGUGGAGGAACAGACCCAUUGCUGAUAUCAUCCAUGUAGGAGAUACUGAUCAAAUGGUAGGAUACUUUGAUGGAAGCGGAAGUCUAGUGAUAGUUCAUUGACUGAUUUUUCCGCAGGUUUUUGUUGUUCUGUACAUUAGAUCAUCGCUGAUGAACCUUUAACUUAUGGCUCUCAAAUCGUUGGAGCUUUUAUUUUUAUUGAUCAUGUUCAUGCUGGCUAAGCUAUGAUUGCAUGGCAAAUUCCAUGUUAGUGUCUGGAACAGAAGGCUCUUCCAAGAGAACAUAGACUUAAAUGCUUGUCCGUCUUGUUUUAAUAACAGAGCUGAGAAGUGUCUAUUGA
This is a messenger RNA of Manihot esculenta (cassava), 1558 nucleotides long. Its product is annotated as SUMO-activating enzyme subunit 1B-1. Gene Ontology annotation, biological process: protein sumoylation. Gene Ontology annotation, molecular function: SUMO activating enzyme activity. NCBI's taxonomy places the organism in Eukaryota, Viridiplantae, Streptophyta, Magnoliopsida, Malpighiales, Euphorbiaceae. The transcript has 11 exons. Gene Ontology annotation, cellular component: SUMO activating enzyme complex; cytoplasm. The record is from RefSeq and is a predicted model, not a curated record. The coding region runs from base 211 to 1191 and encodes 326 amino acids.